AUGCUGGCACGCCAGCUCUGUCUGCGACAGGCUCAGAGCGGAACAAACGGCCCUCGCUCUUAUUGCAGGGAUUUCGUCCAGAAGCGUGACUAUGAGGCGUAUCUCGUGUCUCAAGUUUAUCCUCGGGAUCAUCGAGAUGCAUUUUAUGCCCUCAGGGCAUUCUACAUCGAGCUAUCCACGAUGCAAGAAUCCGUCUCAAACUCAAUAAUUGGAAACAUGCGGAUGCAGUUCUGGAAGGACGCUCUCAAGGAUUUCUCCGACGGCAGGCCGCCAAAGCACCCAAUCGCACUUGCGUUGUAUGAAGCCUCGGGAAGAUUCAAUCUCCCUAUGUACCACUUGAAAAGGAUGAUAGAGGCUAGGGACGCAGAGCUACAGACCCCAACGCACCUUACACUAGAUAGUCUGACCGCGCAUGCCGAGUCGACGUCAUCCACAUUCCUCUACCUCCUCCUAUCCAUGCUCAAUCAGUCGUCUUCUCACGACUUCUCCCACGCAGCGUCCCACGUAGGCGUUGCGCAUACUAUUGCGACGCUUCUUCGCGCUCUGCCGUACCACGCUUCGAAACGACACAUGGUCAUCCCUGCAGAGGUUACGGCACGACAUGGCGUAAGCCAGGAAGAGGUUUUCCGGCAAGGAGGAAACGCCAAAGGGAUCGACGACGCUGCAUAUGAGUUCGCCACGUUGGCCAACGACCAUCUGAUUACAGCAAGGGAGAUGUUCAAGGACACUGCGGGCAAAGUACCGGGUCCGGUUAAGCCGGUGUUUCUGAAUGCGGUACCGGCCGCAGUAUAUUUGGAGCGGCUUGAGAAAGCAAACUUUAAUGUCUUCCUUCCCUCGUUGCAACAGCGGAGUUGGAGGCUGCCGUGGCGUAUCUGGCUGGGAUACUACCAGGGUAGAUUCUAG
Molecule: messenger RNA, 903 nt
Organism: Phanerochaete carnosa HHB-10118-sp
Lineage: Eukaryota; Fungi; Basidiomycota; Agaricomycetes; Polyporales; Phanerochaetaceae
Exons: 6
Coding region: 1-903 (300 amino acids)
Biological process (GO): biosynthetic process; mitochondrial respiratory chain complex I assembly
Cellular component (GO): mitochondrion
Source: RefSeq, a predicted model, not a curated record